Echinostoma caproni is the source of this 953-nucleotide messenger RNA. NCBI's taxonomy places the organism in Eukaryota, Metazoa, Platyhelminthes, Trematoda, Plagiorchiida, Echinostomatidae. The record is from the annotation of a GenBank genome assembly.
GAAAGAACAUAACAAAAUGCUUGGUCGGAAAAGUCUCCAAUUAUAUUGAUGUUGACUCAGAUAUUGACUGGUUACGCAUGACAAACGAAGUGACUCUACAAAAACAACUUCAUUGGGGUAGUCAUCUUGGUUUGCCCGCAAUCAGUUUACGAUUGAAUGGACCGAACACUGCGAACCUUGCCCGAGUACUAACCACUUUCAUCCACACCGAAUACACACCCGUUAAGUUAUGGAUAAUCGUUCCAAUGUGUAUGGAAGUUGAACCGGAUGAAGCACAUUCUGAGGAUCAGCCGCCUGCCGAAUUUGGCUACAAACACGUGGAUUCUCCAUGGCAUUGGUGGAUGCAAUUGUCAAGUCUUGCUUCAGACAUCACAGAUGCACUGGGUGUGGUGCUUGAGAUUCCGAACAAUUUACCGGACGAGUCAGUGGUUGCCCGAUGGCUCAGUGAACCAGUUUGUUGUCUUCUACUGCGCACAGAUGUGUUUCUGACUAACUCCAAAGGUUUCCCAGUCCUGUCCAAAUCACAUCAAGAAGUUAUCCGCCGGUUUUUCAAGUUGAACGUUCAAGUGCUUAUCACCGGUGCGUGUCGCCAUGAUCGCGGUUACGUGGCAUAUCAGCAAUAUGUGACGUGGUUGUGGAAAAAUCAGAGCAGUCCAGAUGUGUACGAAUUGCAAUCCAAAGGUUUAGAAGAUCAACUACAGUCAUACACGUAUUUCAGCGAGUAUGCGAAUAAAAGCAAUGGGACUAAUUCUCGCUCAUCUGCUAUCUUUUCUCGGUAUGCGGCUCGACAUCAGGAACCCUUGCAACCGCUUCGUGACAAUUUAUCCUCGACAACCUACAGCAUUUUUGAAAUGGACCCUUACAAGUACAACGCUUACGAACAGGUAAGUUUGUUGAUGUACUCAACGUUUGUACGGAGCAAUGCUUACACAUGUCACAUUCUUGCUGUGUAA